AUGGAAUCGAGGGAGCUCUGCCAUAGCCCGCGGCUCUGCGCCAAUGGCCGCGGCUUCUUCGGAAACUCCGCCACGCGAGGCCUCUGCUCCAAGUUCUACCGAGACCUCUGCCUCAAGGAGUUGCCCGAGACGUUGGCGCCGUCGGUUGCCGACGUGGAGGUCGAGGCCGAGAUCCGGAAAGUUGCGGCGGGCGCGGCGUCUUCUGUGGCGAACCCGUCGCUCUCCUCGGGCGAGGCGCCGGCGAAGGUGGUGGAGAGAUGCGGGCGGUGCCACAAGAAGGUGAGGCCGAGCGCGAGGUUCGAGUGCCGUUGCGGGAGGGCGUUCUGCGCCGCGCACCGGCUGUCGGAGACGCACGACUGCUCGUUCGACUAUAAGACGCUCGGCCGUGCUGCGCUCGCCAAGGCGAACCCCGUCGUCCAGAAAGAAAAGCUAGAGAGGAUACGAUGA
Musa acuminata AAA Group (dessert banana) is the source of this 447-nucleotide messenger RNA. Its product is annotated as zinc finger A20 and AN1 domain-containing stress-associated protein 4-like. The transcript has a single exon. Gene Ontology annotation, molecular function: zinc ion binding; DNA binding. The record is from RefSeq and is a predicted model, not a curated record. Lineage: Eukaryota; Viridiplantae; Streptophyta; Magnoliopsida; Zingiberales; Musaceae. The coding region runs from base 1 to 447 and encodes 148 amino acids.